Messenger RNA from Equus quagga, 1642 nucleotides. It is a transcript of the gene FAAP24, whose product is annotated as FA core complex associated protein 24. The record is from RefSeq and is a predicted model, not a curated record. Bases 36 to 683 code for a protein of 215 amino acids. Gene Ontology annotation, molecular function: chromatin binding. Gene Ontology annotation, biological process: interstrand cross-link repair. Gene Ontology annotation, cellular component: Fanconi anaemia nuclear complex. The transcript has 5 exons. Lineage: Eukaryota; Metazoa; Chordata; Mammalia; Perissodactyla; Equidae.
ACGCGGAAGUGGCCCGUCGCAGAUCGAGGCCGCCGAUGGAAGGGAAGCCCGCUGAUGGCAGAGGCCCCGUGCACGUGCCUUUUGGGCACAUUGUGGCCAACGAGAAGUGGCGCGGGUCGCAGCUGGCGCAGGAGAUGCAAGGGAAAAUUAAACUCGUUUUUGAGGCUGACCUGACACCUGUAGAUUUUUACUUGUCCAGCAGAUCCUGCAUUCUUUAUGUCACGGAAGCUGACUUGGUGGCAGGAAACGGCUACAGAAAGAGGCUUGUUCGGGUUAGAAAUUCCAGUAAUCUUCAAGGGAUUGUAGUAGUUGAAAAAACGCAGAUGAGUGAACAGUAUUUCCCCGCCGUGCAGAAGUUCACUGUGCUGGAUCUCGGGAUGGUGUUGCUUCCAGUGGCCAGCCAGACCGAAGCAUCCUGCCUCCUUGUCCAGUUAGUUCAAGAGCAAGCCAAAGAGCCCAGUAAGAACCCUUUUCUCAGGAAGAAGCGGCCUCUGAUCUCAGAGUUGUCCCUCCUUCGAACUGUGCAACAGAUCCCAGGAGUUGGGAAAACGAAAGCUGUCCUUCUGCUCCAGAAGUUCCCAAGUAUCCAGCAGCUGAGUAACGCUUCCGUCCCAGACCUGGAGCCCGUGGUGGGGCCGGCGGUGGCACAGCACGUCCACGGCUUCUUCACGCAGUCCAGCUGACGGCUCUUCUCGUGGCGUCCACUGAUUUCUCCUUUAGACACAAACAACAGGAUCUUGUUUUUUCAGAUUGAAAAACCAAGAAACAAGAUUUCCUCUCACAGCAACUAGUGAAAGAUGAGGUGCGGCCUGCACGGCACCUGCCAGUUGUCUCGCCCUGCUCUCUGGGCUCAGGCAUGCGAGUGAGCGGGCCCCGAUGGCGCUGCCCUCGUCCUGCUGGCAUGAAGAGGGCCGGCAGAGAUGCUCCCAAGAGCGUCGGUUUAAUUAGGAAUUCUCAGAUUCAGCAGAAAGCCAGCUUGGACAGAUUUUAAUGUGUGACCUUGGCCUGCAUCUAUCAUGGAAAGGUCUUACCAAGUUUCAGGUGGAGGAUGUGACCAUGUAAAGGACACAGACCGACAACGGAGCACUGUGUACCCUAAGCCCCUUGUUCCUGGAGGCAGAGCCACGGUUCUUCAGGGCUGGUCUGAAUGAAUAGACCUGUGCUUUGAGGGCUGCUGCCAGUGUAAAUACACAAUUGUACCGCCUUUUUUCUCCCUCCCUUCCGCUCCCCCUCCCUCCCUUCCUGGUGGCUGCACAGUUUGCUUAUGGUCACUGGGCACGUCUCCUGAACACAGAAAGCCUGAAGUUUGGAGUCCCCAUUUAAAGAUAAAAAGCCAUGUGUGUGAGGGAGGAAAAGAAUGUGUUUGUAAAUGCAGAGCCCAACAGUGGGAAGACGUACAGGAAGAUGGCAGGGACGGCUGCAUCCAGAGGACAGCUGGAGCCGGGGGUGAAGAGGUACAGCUGCCCAUUCAAAAAAAAUACAAUUACAGAAACGAAAUAACAUGAAAGCUCUUUAAGUCCUGUUUUGUGAAGUGUUAGUAAUUUUUAAAAAAAUCAAACACAAUAAAAACAUUUUGAGCAUUAGGGUAGAAACAGUUUGAAAGAGAAGGCAAUUAAAGUGAAAUAAAAGUGAAACACAUUAA